AUGGAUGAGCCAGUCAUUGACACAUCGACCCCGGAGACUUUGGAAAGGGAUUUCAUGGCUUGGCUUAAUGUGAGUUCUUAACUGAAUCCGUCCGUUAAUAUUGUUCGAUUUACAGAGUGACCCCGCGAACACUCCAAUCCGUAAAGCCGUAUUUCUUUCAAAUUCCGAUUCUUUACCGCCUGCACUUAUCAGCCAGUUCACCGAAGCAUUUGAAGUAAGAACAUGGAGAAUAAGAGAAACUAGGUUCAAAUAAACUACUUUUUCAGGUUAACAUGUACAAUCCGUACUACUAUCCAGAUACCUCGGACAGUGGAUCUCCUUCUUCGCUGUCUUGCUCUUCUUUAGAUUAUGAUGUCCCACCACCUCCGCAGUACGAGAAGGACGUGGCUAGAAGCUCUGGUUAGUGGCGAUGAAAAGACUAAUAUCAAACUCUCAUAUCAUGCUAAUCAGUUUUUUGGGAAGUGGGGAGGGGGCGAAUCUUAUAACGACGGGAGGCAUUAAUCAAAAGAAAACAACGAACGGGUUAUAGUCACAACAGAAUUCGAGUGUUCCAUUCCGAUUUAAUGCCCUCUAUUGUUUUUAUGUGCAUCCAUCUUUGAUAUCUAUCUCUCUGUAUAUCAUACCCGCAGACAGGAUUCGUUAUCUGUAUGAUUGUCUGGGGGGAGAGGAGGAGAGGAAUAGGAAUCGAGCGAAAUUGGUGAUCGUUUGUUUCAGGACGAAAUCAGCUGGGAAGGACGUACAGUCCCGGAUUGCCAUUGUCGAUGUGUGAACGAGAAGAGAUUGUAAAACUGUUUCAAGUGAGUGGUCAAGGAUUCCGGCAUGUGUAGAGAGAACUGGUUGUUGUAGGGUGGAUGGAAGAUUUGCGACAUUUCAAAACGACUUUGUGUCACGCACAGUUGUGUGAGCAAGAUUCUCAAUAGGUCGGUCGUUUUUGUGCUAUUUAUUCAAACCAAGUAUCUUUUCAGAUACCGACAGACCGGAUCAGUAAAACCCAAAGAUGCGAAGGAAGGAAGGACAGAAUCGCCUUUAGUAUUAGCUGUCCGCGAUUAUCGGUAGGCAUCGGCUGAUUUUAAGAAUCCGAGCGAAAAUAUCUGUUUUUUUUUCAUAUUCAGAUCACGACUUGGAAUGUGCCGGCAAAGUGAGAUUAGAGAGCAACUGAUACGGGACGGAGUCUGCACGAGAGACAACGCGCCGUCCAGAAGCAGCAUUAAUCAGUGAGACAUAGAAAAUAGAGAAAAGUUUCCAAUCAGAAUCUCCUUUUCAGUAUUCUCCGCACCAAACUGGACAUAAAGAGACGGAAGAAGUGCCUAGUUGACGAGUGA
Messenger RNA from Caenorhabditis sp. 36 PRJEB53466, 1322 nucleotides. The record is from the annotation of a GenBank genome assembly. NCBI's taxonomy places the organism in Eukaryota, Metazoa, Nematoda, Chromadorea, Rhabditida, Rhabditidae.